AUGGUUAAAGUGACUGUUAAACAAAAUGCUAAUAAAAUGGUUGCACAAACACCUGGAGCCUGGGUUAUAACUGGUGGAACAAACACUGGUGUCAUGAAACAAGUUGGUGAAGCAUUACAAGGAACUUCAAAAGCGUGCAUAGGAAUUUCAACAUGGGGGAUUAUUACCAAUGCAAACAAAUUGAUUUCUGCAGGAGACAAGUUUGGAGGAGGAGUUGACUACCAAGUUGCAUGCAGUUUGGUUCAGAGAGGUGCAUUUUUAGAUCACAAUCACACUCAUCAUUUAAUGGUCGAUGAUGGUUCUAUCGGAAAGUAUGGUAAAGAAAUACCUUUAAGGUCAAGACUUGAAGAGUAUAUUAUGAAAGAAGUUCAUGUACCAUCUGUUCUAAUGGUAAUAGAAGGUGGGCCUGGAACACUUGACACUGUUCUUGCAGCUUUAAUGAAGGAACCUCCUCUAUCUGUUGUUAUCAUUGUUGGUAGUGGUCGUGCUGCAGAUUUAUUAGCUUAUACUUAUAACAGGGUUGUUGAUAUAGAUGCUGUAUACAAUGUCUGUGAUAAGUUAUUAUUUAAUAAACUACUUGAUCUUCUGCCUGAGUUGCAAUCUCAAACUAAAGAAAGGCAAAUGGAUUUUUAUAAAGUUGUUUUAAACUGCAUGAGGAAGAGAGAUUUUAUCUUGAUUCAAUUUAUUACGAUAUCUCCUGCCAGUUCCUCUACCACCUUCAUCCAUGAUGAAUCUAACAUUCAUCCUGAUGAUUCUAACAUUCAUCCUGAUGAUUCUAACAUUUAUCAUGAUUAUUCUAACAUUCAUCAUGAUGAUUCUAUCAUUCAUCAUGUUGAUUCUAACAUUCAUCAUGAAUGA
Hydra vulgaris (swiftwater hydra) is the source of this 858-nucleotide messenger RNA. The record is from RefSeq and is a predicted model, not a curated record. NCBI's taxonomy places the organism in Eukaryota, Metazoa, Cnidaria, Hydrozoa, Anthoathecata, Hydridae.